Ipomoea nil (Japanese morning glory) is the source of this 3103-nucleotide messenger RNA. RefSeq names its product CRM-domain containing factor CFM3, chloroplastic/mitochondrial. The record is from RefSeq and is a predicted model, not a curated record. Lineage: Eukaryota; Viridiplantae; Streptophyta; Magnoliopsida; Solanales; Convolvulaceae. The coding region runs from base 106 to 2646 and encodes 846 amino acids. Gene Ontology annotation, molecular function: mRNA binding. The transcript is spliced from 10 exons. Gene Ontology annotation, biological process: RNA splicing, via transesterification reactions.
UGCUGGUAUGGUAUAUCUUAUCGUCAUCUUCGUCCAGUUCCCGCCUCCGAAGCCCACUGCAUAACUGUGAGCUCAACCAAUGAAAGCUUACAUCAAUUGAAGAAGAUGUCCCUAUCUCUAUCCACUGCAAACUUAACAGAAAUGCCAUCGCAUAUCUUCUCUACACCCGCUCGCCGCCCGCCGUUCUUUCUCCUGCUUAAACCUCUUUCUUCCCUCCGCCCCCCCGUCACCGCCGCCGCCGGAAAGGCCAAAAUACCCUCCCGAAACUACGGUAAGUCCAAGCCUGCACCGCUCAAGUCCAAGCAGCAGCAGCAGCAGCCCUCCCACUCUUCUUCGUGGCUCAACAAGUGGCCGCAGCAUCCCGUAGAGCCAUUGGCAUCAAGCACCAAUCCCGUUGAUUUGGACACGGAAACCCGAGUUUUCGACGGGCACACCAGAACCGGGGGGACUGCGAUUGAAAGGAUUGUGUUUCGGUUGAGGAAUUUGGGAUUGGGCUCGGAUGACGAAGAAGAUGAUGAGGGGAAUUCGGGAUUGGAUGUUAAUGGGGAAGGUAAAUUGGGGGAUUUGUUGAAGAGGGAUUGGGUUCGGCCUGAUACUAUGCUGCUGGAUAGUGAUGAUGAGGAUGAGGAUGAAACAUUGCUGCCAUGGGAGCGCAGUGUGGAGGGGAAGGAUGCUGAUGAUGAUGAGGAGGAUGGGAGGAGGAGGAGGAUUGCGAAGGCACCCACCUUGGCAGAGCUAACAAUUGAGGAUGAGGAGCUGCGGAGGCUGAGGCAACAGGGGAUGCAUCUCAGGGAAAAGAUCAAUGUACCUAAGGCCGGUGUGACUGGGGCAGUGUUAGAGAAGAUUCAUGACAAAUGGAGGAAAAUUGAAGUUGUGAGGUUGAAGUUUCAUGAGGCUUUAGCUCAUGAUAUGAAGACUGCACACCAAAUCGUUGAGCGUCGAACAGGUGGACUUGUGGUAUGGAGGUCUGGAAGUGUUAUGGCGGUGUACCGUGGAAAUAACUAUCUUGGGCCCUCUUCAAGAGCUGAACCCAAAGAUAGAGAAGUUUCUUCCUCUGAUAAAUCUGUGAACAACGAAAAUAAGAGCUUUCACCCAGUUGAGGAAAAAAGUAACCCGGUUAUCCACAAUAAAAGCAUGACAGCAGAAGAGGCUGAAUUUAAUAAGUUGCUAGAUGGUUUAGGUCCACGCUUUGAAGAUUGGUGGGGAACAGGAAUUCUUCCUGUGGAUGCUGAUUUACUUCCUCUGACAGUUCCCGGCUACAAAACUCCUUUUCGGCUUCUUCCUACCAGAAUGAGACCUAACCUAACCAAUGCAGAAAUGACUAAUUUACGAAAACUUGCAAAAUCACUCCCUUGCCAUUUUGCUCUAGGGAGAAAUAGACACCAUCAGGGUUUGGCAGUUGCUAUUAUCAAACUCUGGGAGAAAAGUUUAAUUGCGAAAAUUGCUGUGAAACGUGGAAUUCAGAAUACAAACAACAAACUAAUGUCUGAGGAGUUGAAGGCAUUAACAGGUGGAGUGUUAUUGCUAAGAAACAAAUUCUACAUAGUCAUCUAUCGGGGAAAGGAUUUUGUUCCCCCAAGUGUUGCAUCUGCUUUAGCAGAAAGACAGGAAAUAACAAAACAGAUACUAGAUGAUGAAGAAAAAGUGCGAAAGGGAGCAACAACAUUAUUGGCUGUGGAUAACUAUGGACAUGAACUAACUGGUAAUUUAGCAGAACUAUAUGAGGCUAAUGAUGUUGAAGAGAAACAGAGAAGAGGGUUGGCAGCAGUAGCACCUGUUGAUAAUGAUGGACACGCACUAGCUGGUACUUUAGCAGAAUUUUAUGAGGCUCAAGCCCAAUGGGGGAGAGAUGUAUCCAAUGAAGAGCGUGAAAAGAUGUUGAAAGAUGCAGCUAGAGCCAGGACUGAAAGAGUAAUCAAGCGGCUUGAACAUAAAUUAGCCAUUUCUCAAGCCAAGAAGCUUAAAGCAGAGAACCUUCUAUCAAAAAUUGUAGCAUCCUGGGUUCCUGCUGGUCCUUCUGAUGACCAGGAAACAAUCACAGAGGAGGAAAGGGUCAUGUAUCGUCAGGUUGGAUUGAAGAUGAAAUCAUACUUGCCACUUGGUAUUCGCGGAGUUUUUGAUGGUGUUAUUGAGAACAUGCAUCUACAUUGGAAGCACAGAGAACUUGUAAAGUUAAUUUCAAAAGAAAAGGAGCUUGCUUUUGUUGAGGAAACAGCUAGACUCUUGGAAUAUGAAAGUGGUGGAAUCCUAGUGGCAAUAGAUAGAGUACCGAAAGGUUAUUCUCUAAUUUUCUAUCGUGGGAAAAAUUAUCGACGACCCAUUAGCCUCAGGCCAAGGAACCUUCUGACUAAGGCAAAGGCACUAAAGCGUCGAGUGGCUUUGCAACGAUAUGAGGCUCUGAGUCAGCACAUCUCUGAACUGGAAAAUAACAUAGAGCAAACGAGAAGAGAAAUUGGUGAUUCUCAAGAUGUAAAUGGCAGUGACCGGAAGCACGCGAAGUUCAAUCAUGUUUCAGAGUUAACCCAAAGUGAAGUUGAAGCUUCGUGGAUGGUUUCUGAUGGCGAUGAAGAUGAAGAUCCUGAAUGGGAGAGUGAUGAAGAUUCUGAGUAUUCCGAUGCAGAGUUUUCAUUUGCGCAAAGAGAAUAGCAGAUUUCUUUCUUGUUUUAUCGAGCUUCUGGGGGCACAAAGACUAACUUCCAUUUUUGAGCAUUGAGAAUUGGAGUGGCAGUGGCAUCUCAACAGUUUUGAGGAACAAUGCAAAGAGUUUCAUAUUAUAAACAAUUGCAUCUAACAACCUCAGCCCAGAAUGAUUGGUCAUUCUAUGAAUCUUGUGGCUAAAGCGAGCGGUUUUGUCUGAUACGUUGCCCAACGGCCACCUGUUGACAACUUCAAGUGUGUGCCAACAUUACAGUUAUUCUGAAGCAGAUCUUUUGUCAAGCCCCUAAUUAUGCUGUAUUUAUAGAGUUUGUAUUGUAUGGUCCUUGUAUACAUUGUUAGGACUAGAGGUCAAUGUAUAGCCAGAUUAGCUUGCACUUGUUUGCAGCUACUUGAAUUGUGCAACUUGUAUUUAUGCAUGUACAUGUUUACCAUUCUUCUUUUUACU